This is a messenger RNA of Punica granatum (pomegranate), 1705 nucleotides long. The record is from RefSeq and is a predicted model, not a curated record. Lineage: Eukaryota; Viridiplantae; Streptophyta; Magnoliopsida; Myrtales; Lythraceae.
ACUCAAAACUGAUAAAGCUUUGCUCUUUAUUUCAAAGUUCACUGCGUAAGGAAGUGGAAGGAGGCCACGGCGGAAUUUGGAGGAGCAGAGAUGGCGGUGAGGAAGCUGAGGUGGGCCAUGGACGGCGGCUUCUGGGACCUCGACGCUUCCACGCCGAGGACCGUCGACGGGUCGGCCCGGCCCGUUCCCGGCGACCCCAUCCCUCUGGGUUUGUAGGGGACCAGCCUCUCCCGUCCCAGGCAGAUCGACUUCAUGCAGCGCUUCAUGUCCGCCCCCUUCGUCCCCUCCUACUCCGGCCAUCCGAAGAGCGGUGGCUCCGGCCUCUCCCUCCAGCGCGUCCUCUCCGUUCCCCUCGGUGAAAGCUGGUUCUUUAAUUUCCUUGGCCAGUUCAAUCUGCAGAAGUUUGUCUCUUUGGUAAGAAAGAGAGACGGACUCACUGAGGGCGCCGAAUCAUCAUGGCUUCAGGGGGUCAAGAAACAUAUACGGGAUAAAUCACUUUACUCGCUUAAUCUGUGCUCAGAGAUGUUGUUAUCGCACGAUGAUACACUCCUCAUUAGCUCGGAAGAGUAUGCCAAUGGAAGGAGCCCUCGUAGGAAGGUGGUUUUCCAACACGAGUUUCCGCAUCAUAAUCUGACGGUGGAGGCUGCUUGGCCCGGCCUCUUCAUUGAUGAUCAUGGAACUUACUGGGAUGUUCCAUCUUCGGUGGCCAUUGAUCUCGCUUCUGUUGCUUCUGAUUCUGGUGCCAGUUAUCACCUAUGCUUGCACCACAAUGAGGGCAUGCCAAAGCCAUUGGAUAGUGAUGAUAGGACAGUUCGGUAUGAUGAACUGCCCACUACGUUACUUCCUGGUCUAGCUCUAAAAGGUGCCUUCUCCUUCAAGAAGAAUAUCGAUUUGUGGAGAAGUAAAGCACAGAAGUUGAAAAUGGUGCAGCCCUAUGACAUAUUUCUGUCGAAUCCUCAUGCAUCUGCAUCAUGGGCUAUCGGUGCUGCCGCUACAGCCUCGGUUGGGGAUAAUUCAGCAAGAUCGAAAGUUGGAGAUGAUUCACGGGAUUUCCGAGGAGUCAGCUGCAAUGCUGGAGGAAUAAAAUCCAGCCUGUUAGCUGAUCUUUUUGGAUCAGUUGCUUUCACAGCUCAGCUCGGAAACUUUCAGAGGUUGUUCCUGGAUCUCACCCGGCUUCAUGCCCGACUAGAUUUUCCUUCCGGGGCCAAGUUCCUUACAGGCGCAACUCGUUUAACACAAGACUUUCUGAAUUCUCAGCAACCUACUUUGGAAACACUUCAGGCAGUCUGCCCUGAUGCACACCUUUCUCUUCAGCAACAGAUUGGUGGACCGUUCAGUUUGAGGGUUGAUUCAAGAGUUGCAGUCGAUUUAAAGAACCGAUGGAGGCCUCUACGUGUGGAAGAACCAGUAUUUGCCAUUGAGUACGCAAUGCAGGUUCUCGGCUCUGCAAAGGCCACUGCUUGGUAUUCCCCUAAGCAGCAAGAGUUCAUGAUCGAGCUUCGGUUUUUCGAGACCUGAUACUAUUGUAGCCCCUAUCUUGCAUAUUUCUUUUGUGUAGGAAGAUGCCAAACUUUGAAAGGUUUUUUCCAAGAAUUAGUCAGCAUUAUUAUUGCUAAUCUACUGACAUCUGCCAUCGACUGAUUGAGCGAUUGCGAGCAAUAUGUUAUACCAAGGAGAUGACCUGAAUAUCUCAUUUUGAGCUUAA